GCGGCCGGCGGGGUGGGCGCGCUCCGGGAAGGCCGCGGCCCCGCUCACCGGGCGGCGGCGGGAGAGAGGCCGGGCAGGUCGCGGUGUUCGGUGUGGAGUUGCUCAAUAGCGGCGGCGGAGGGUGCCCAGGCCGCUGCCGGGGCUCCGGAGGGUCGGGCGGCCCCGCAGUGCCCCGAGCUGAGGCGCGGCCGUGCCGAGGCCCAGAGCCGCAGCUGAAACCGGCCCCGGUGCUCGCUUCCCCUCGGGCCGGGGAGGCACAAGGGGCUGGCACUGAGGGCACGGCAGGGGCGGGUGUCCGUGGGGUGAUUUCAUCCUUUCCGUGACAUUUCGCCUUUCAAGGUGUGAGCCCGGAACGAUGGCCGCAGAGUCGCCGCGCCGCCCCAGCCGCUGCACGGGAGGAGUGGUGGUUCGCCCUCAAGCUGCCACGGAACAGUCCUACAUGGAAAGUGUUGUUACCUUCCUCCAAGAUGUUGUGCCACAGGCCUACAGUGGAACCCCACCAGAAGAGAAAGAGAAAAUUGUCUGGGUCAGAUUUGAAAAUGCAGAUUUAAAUGAUACAUCCAGGAAUAUGGAAUUCCAUGAAAUCCACAGCACUGGGAAUGAGCCCCCGUUGCUGCUGAUGAUUGGCUACAGCGAUGGGAUGCAAGUGUGGAGCAUACCUAUCAGUGGGGAGGCUCAGGAGCUGUUCUCGGUGCGCCACGGGCCGGUUCGAGCCGCUCGGAUCCUGCCAGCUCCUCAGAUCAGUGCUCAGAAAUGUGAUAAUUUUGCUGAGAAGAGGCCUCUGCUUGGUGUGUGCAAAAGCAUUGGGUCUUCUGGCACCAGCCCACCCUACUGCUGUGUGGAUCUGUAUUCCCUGAGGACAGGAGAGAUGGUCAAGUCCAUCCAGUUCAAAACUCCUAUUUAUGACCUGCAUUGCAAUAAAAGGAUCCUCGUUGUGGUCCUGCAGGAGAAAAUCGCCGCCUUCGACAGCUGCACUUUCACCAAAAAAUUCUUCGUCACCAGCUGCUAUCCUUGUCCAGGGCCAAACAUGAAUCCUAUUGCUCUUGGAAGCCGUUGGCUUGCUUAUGCAGAAAAUAAGCUGAUCCGAUGCCAUCAGUCCCGUGGUGGAGCCUGUGGAGACAACAUUCAGUCUUACACUGCCACAGUCAUUAGUGCUGCCAAAACAAUAAAGACUGGGCUGACAAUGGUGGGGAAGGUGGUGACCCAGCUGACGGGGACGCUGCCGUCGGGAGCCACCGAGGAGGAAAUCCUGGCUCACAGCAACCUCCGCAGGAGUCCCCUGGUGCCUGGCAUUGUCACCAUCAUCGACACCGAGACCGUGGCAGAGGGACAGGUGCUGGUGAGUGAGGACUCGGACAGCGAUGGCAUCGUGGCCCAUUUCCCUGCUCAUGAGAAGCCCAUUUGCUGCAUGGCCUUCAACCCCAGUGGGAUGUUGCUGGUCACCACUGACACAUUAGGCCAUGAUUUCCAUGUUUUCCAAAUCCUGACACAUCCUUGGUCAUCGUCACAAAGUGCCGUCCAUCACUUGUACACACUUCACAGGGGAGAGACCGAAGCCAAAGUACAGGAUAUCUCCUUCAGCCACGACUGCCGCUGGGUGGUGGUCAGCACACUCCGAGGCACUUCCCAUGUUUUCCCCAUCAAUCCCUACGGAGGCCAGCCCUGUGUCAGGACACACAUGUCCCCACGGGUGGUCAAUCGCAUGAGCCGCUUCCAGAAGAGCGCGGGGCUGGAGGAGAUCGAGCAGGAGCUGACGUCGAAGCAGGGCGGACGCUGCAGCCCCGUGCCCGGCCUGUCCAGCAGCCCCUCUGGCUCACCUCUCCACGGUAAAUUGAACAGCCAAGACACUUACAAUAACUUCACAAACAACAAUCCUGGGAAUCCUCGACUCCUGCCUCUCCCAAGUCUGACUGUGGUGUUGCCUCUUGCUCAAAUCAAGCAGCCAAUGACCUUAGGGACCAUCACCAAACGCACAGGACCUUACCUGUUUGGAGCAGGAUGUUUUUCCAUAAAAGCUCCUUGCAAAUCCAAACCAGCUCCACAGAUUUCACCCAGUAAGUCUGUGGGAGGGGAGUUUUGUGUCGCUGCAGUCUUUGGAGCUUCAAGGUCAUGGUUUGCAAACAAUUCCGGCCUCAAACGAGAAAAAGAUCAGUCCAAGCAGUUUGUGGUGGAGUCCCUGUACAUCAUCAGCUGCUACGGGAGCCUGGUGGAGCACGUCCUGGAGCCGCGGCCGCUCAGCACCGCGCCCAAGAUCAGCGACGACACCCCCCUGGAGAUGGUCACCUGCCCCAGGGCCAGCUGGACUUUGGUUAGAACUCCUCAGUGGAAUGAACUCCAACCACCAUUUAAUGCAAACCAUCCACUGCUCCUGGCUGCAGAUGCUGUGCAGUACUACCAGUAUCUUCUGGCUGGCUUGGUGCCACCUGGGAGCCCUGGGCCCAUCACCCGGCACGAGUCCUACGACAGCCUGGCCUCCGACCACAGCGGGCAGGAGGAUGAGGAGUGGCUGUCACAGGUGGAAAUUGUGACUCACACUGGGCCUCAUCGACGCCUGUGGAUGGGCCCUCAGUUCCAGUUCAAAACCAUCCACCCCUCCGGCCAAACCACCGUCAUCUCCUCCAGCUCCUCUGUGCUGCAGUCGCACGGGCCCAGCGACACCCCGCAGCCUCUGCUGGACUUUGACACAGAUGAUCUGGAUCUCAACAGCCUCAGGAUCCAGCCGGUGCGCUCGGAGCCCGUCAGCAUGCCGGGGUCACCGCGGCCCGCGGCCGACCGGCGCGGCGUCUCCACGGUCAUCGAUGCUACUUCAGGUGCCUUCGACCGGAGCGUGACCUUGCUGGAGGUGUGUGGGAGCUGGCCCGAGAACUUCGGUCUGCGCCACAUGUCCUCCAUGGAGCACAGCGAGGAGGGGCUGCGGGAGCGCCUGGCCGACGCGAUGUGCGAGUCCCCCAGCAGGGACAUGGUGGGAUCAGGAACAGACACAGCCGGUGAAGUAGCAGUAAAAAACAUCACCACAAAGAGGCACAUGGCUUUGAAAUGUUUUGAGCUUCAGCGAGAGGGAAGCAUAGAGACGCUCAGUAACAGCUCGGGCUCCACCAGCGGCAGCAUCCCCCGAAACUUCGACGGCUACCGGUCCCCGCUCCCGACUAACGAGAACCAGCCCCUGAGCCUGUUCCCCACGGGAUUCCCCUAAAGCAGCAGCCCAGCAGGGACACAUCCAGCCAGGGUAACGAGCUGCCUCUCCCCCAAACAAUCCCGCUGUGUCUGUCACCUGCCAGCUCCGGGGUGGUUCUCGUUACCCUGAUGAAUAUUGAUGACUCUUAAACCUCCCUGAAGCAUACUCGUGAAAUCUUGACUCUGUGUUCCUGUGCAAUACGAAGAGGCUCCAUCUUCAGUCCUGAUAGCUCUGCAGCUUCUUUUCUCGCUGUCUUCAGGAAGAGGUUGGGUGAGGAGAAAUACUCCUAAGCCAUCUUGGGUCAAGCACAAGGUUUCACAGCUGUUCUCUGCUUUUUUUUGUGCUGAGAUGAAUCUCUGUAGCUCAGAGGAGCUCUCGCCGUUGGUGAAAGUGCCGAGCAUUAAUGGAUGAACUGGAGGGACUGGAAACUGGAGGACUUUCUGUGGACAGGGUUGAUGAUGUUAUUCCUUCCUCAUCGCCUCUCCUUGCUGCCCUUCUUCCCCUCUGAUACUCAUCGAUGCCAGGAGUAUUACAAAUGGAAAUGUUUCUUUUUGUUCUUUGGAAGAAUUCUCUCUCUUGCUCCCAUUUUCUUCUAGUCAUGUAUUUUAGGAACAUACUUAAUUGACUAAUUGCAGUCAUGGAUUUCUCAUAUUUGGUUAUAAAAGUUGUUCAUUGGAACUCAGAUAUCUGUCCAGAAAUGCAUGUGUCAUUGAAUAAAUCUAAGUUAAACAAGAAACUGCUUAAAUGGCAAUGUUCAUGGAGUGUUACUGGGCUGACUGUGAGCUUUGUGUAUCACCAGACUCUGUGUGUAUUUACUGACUUGAGGGCUUUAAUUAAAGCCAUCAGUGGCUGUUAUGCAGCCAGUCUAGCAUGGUUUUGCCUCCCCAUUUCCUUGUCCUCGUGUGCACAGACAGGAUUUUUAAAAACAAGGUAUUUAGGUGGUGUGCCUUGCACCCACUUGGCUCCUCUGAAAACCAGCACCCAGCUCCCUGCUUUGAUUGGGACCCUGUUUCUUCAUCCCACUGAUUUCAGUGGGACAAGGACCAGGUGCAGGAGGCAGAGGCUCCCAUUUCCAUUUGUUCUGUUGUGGGAUCAUGGGUCAGAGCCUUUGCAGAACAGCCUGAACCUCUGCACCCUUCUGAACGUGCACAGUCAGAGCUAGCACUGCAUAACCCCGCUGAUAAAACAGUUCUGGGCUCACACAUCAUAACCACACAAAUUCCUACAUCUCAGCCAACUUGUGUCUAGAAGCAGAGUGAGAUGGGGCUGUCAGCUUAUGAAAUUUCCUUCCCACUACUUGUUUUUAAUAGAAGCCGUUUGAGUCAUGGCAGGGAGAGGAAACUAUCUAAAGCCACAAAUCCUACAGCUCCAGCCAGCCACACCAAGGGAUGCAGAACCAACCACCCUCUUCCU
Molecule: messenger RNA, 4588 nt
Organism: Pyrgilauda ruficollis (rufous-necked snowfinch)
Lineage: Eukaryota; Metazoa; Chordata; Aves; Passeriformes; Passeridae
Gene: BCAS3
Product: BCAS3 microtubule associated cell migration factor
Exons: 26
Coding region: 356-3193 (945 amino acids)
Biological process (GO): autophagy; response to starvation
Cellular component (GO): cytoplasm
Molecular function (GO): protein binding
Source: RefSeq, a predicted model, not a curated record